This is a messenger RNA of Acanthaster planci (crown-of-thorns starfish), 7494 nucleotides long. RefSeq lists its product as uncharacterized. Gene Ontology annotation, biological process: positive regulation of hippo signaling. Gene Ontology annotation, molecular function: protein binding. The record is from RefSeq and is a predicted model, not a curated record. Gene Ontology annotation, cellular component: cell junction; plasma membrane. NCBI's taxonomy places the organism in Eukaryota, Metazoa, Echinodermata, Asteroidea, Valvatida, Acanthasteridae.
GGCUGAGCGGUGCUAACUCUAUUAGCCUGCUGUCUGUGAUGGGCCACACAGUGAAUGCAGUGUACGUCACUGGGGACUGCAUUGACAUCAGUGAAGGGGAUUUUCAUGUGCAACACAGAGCUACGUUAGGGAUUGGCCGUCGCCGGGCCGAGUGGAUUCUCGAAGCUACAGUUGCUGUGCAGCCGGAUCCGUACGCCGCCUACGUGCCGGCCCGUGUAAAAGCCUCAACGGGAUGACGUAAACACAUGUGAGUCAAUCUGUCAAUGUGUAACGUCGUGAUGAUCGAAACAUCGUUACAUUGCACAACAAUUUUUGUUUACAGCUGAAUCCUCAUGCCACAACAUCUUGUGUCUUCAAUGAAUCUUGGAGUAUUGACAAACAGAUUUCAUCUCUUCCGGUUUCAAAGCCGAUUAGGAAUUUUCUUGGUACUCCAAAGACAGAGGGAACUUUGCCCGCAAGAAUUUUUAACCUGCCAGAAACUUAUCCAAGUGCAGUGCUGAAUUUGACGCAGGUGUCAGAAAUCGAAAAGGGACGCUUGAAAAGGACGGGUUUAAUUACAGAUACCCAGUUUGAAGGUCGGUGUCAGUUUCAUCAUUGUGUGUCUUAGUGCUUGGAUGCCCGACGAAGUGAGAAACAAAAAAGUGGCACGGAACUCUCAACCAGAUUUGGAUUCAAGAUAUUUCAUCAGUGCUACGCACAAUGCGGUAAAUCUUCCUUGUCAGGCUGACACCUUAUCCAGACAAGACAAAGCAGCCAUCUGCAUCCAGUCACAUUACAGAGGAUACCUGGCUCGCAAGAAGUAUGUGGAACUACUCUUUGAACAGUUCAACAAGGAAGAUGAACGGCGGGCAGCAAGAACUAGGAGACAGGUAGAAGAAGGGGAGCUGCUCAUCGAAAAUCACAAGUUAGAGGUUGAAUUUGAGGAGAACCACUGCAUUCGGAGGAACAGGCUCCAAAGAUACACCGCACAUGUGAUAACAAUCCAGCGCGCCUGGAGACAGUUCAAACGGAGGAAGCUCAAGAAGGUCUCGCAUCCUGGCCCUGCUCGUCACCAUAGCAACCAUCGAGGAGGAGGUGGAGAAGAGGAUGAGGAACGGGAUGCAAAUGGUAACCGGGCCGGAGCAGACGGAGACUGGGGCGUAAGGGAAGGAGAGAGGCAGCUUGGAGCAAGGCCCGAAGCGGCAGAUUAUCAAUCAGGAUCAGACAACAAUUGGGGCCCAUCAGACGCAGGAGUUGAGAGUGACAACGUCAAUAUGACGGCUGCAGCACGGCGCUCGAAAGCACACCAAGCCAUGCUGCAGGACCUAGGGAGCAGCGUGGAACUGGACGACAACAGCCACUUCUACGAGUCAUCGCCUGAGGUGGCCGACAAGAAGAAGAAUAGGCUGAGCCUGGCCGAGGAGUUUGCCGCUGCCAUGGAGGAGGAUGAUGGCAUGUCGGGGGAGGUGGCCGAUUGUGAGGACUGCGAGGACACGGACACGAAUGAGAGCGACACGGAGAGCUCUAGCUGUGCCACCACACCGGAGUGGAGCUCCCCCGACAAGGCAGAGCAACAGGACUCUGAGUUAAUCCUGGAGGUACCCCCGUUGGACAUCGUCAGUGAGGACCUGAGAGGGCGAUGCACACUGGACUCCGAGGACAUCCAGCCCAGUACUAUGCAAGAGACGGGGACUGCCCCAGACCCAAACAGGAACUACAGCGUGGUGGAUUCGGACCCCAAUGCAAAUGAAGUCCCCAUGGAGCUGACUGGAGACAGAAACCACCAAACAAACUCACAGGUCAGGGGUCAGCAGCCCCCGCCGCGGAUUUCCGAGUGCCAACAGGACGAGGCCUUGAGGAGUGCUUCCUCCCCCAUUAGGACCUCGGGAACCCACGCCGUGACUCACCCCAAGCUCCAGCGCUGUGCCAGCGCCGAGAGCCGGGACUCAGACCCGAGCCGCAAUGGGGUGCCAUGCGGCCGGCCCCAGAUCCAGACGGACUUGGGCUGCGUGGAGCCCACCAUGCCUGUGCUAGACUGGGAAUCCCUGGAGAAGCACUUAGCCAAGAUGGAGAAGGAAGAGGAACAGCAGAGCUAUAAGCAGACACAGAAGAACUCGCGGCAGGCCAUCCUGCGUAAGCUGGCCAUGGGCACGGACGACGAGGCCGAGGGCGACAUCUACGGCAAGGGCAAAGACAAACUGUCAGCCCGGCUGCAGAGCGGCAUGAACCUGCAGAUCUGCUUCGUCAACGAGCCGGCCGACGGCAGCUCUGACCUAGAGGAGGACAGCCCCCGCAUCCUGGCCGCCGAGGCCGAGCCGGAGAUAGAGAAGUCCAGGAAGGGGGCGCUGCAUGUGACCAGCCGGUUCGGCCGGGUGGCGGGAGCCGGUCGGCUGGGCGGGGGGCCAGGAAUCAGGUUGAGCAGGGAGAGUAGCAACACCAGCACAUCCUCGGCCAAGACUCCGUCGGUCACCUUCCAAGACGCAGAAGAUUUUGAGACCCAGCAGGCCCGGCUGCAGGACGAGGCUCGGGUGGCACUAGCUCGAGCCGAGCCGCUGGCCCGCAUGCAGAUGGAGCUGGAGAGACAGCAGCGGAAAAAGUCACCGGUAACUGAAUUGGCCGGAGUGUCAGGCAUGACAGACAUCUGCGACAGACUGCACGGCAAGAAGCUGACGCAGCGGGCUCUCAAGAACAUGUCCCUCAGCAAACUGCAGUUUGUGGUCAACGACCUGCACUCGCAGAUCGAAAGCCUGAAUGAGGAGCUGGUGCAGCUGCUGAUCCGGCGAGACGAGCUACAGAUGGAGCAGGACUCCAAGCUGAUCGACAUUGAGGACCUGACAAGGUGGAUUCGCAUGAACAUGCAACAGAACAACAACAACAAUACCAUCAUCGGCAAGCAGCCGCUGGAAAACGGCCGUAAACGCCAGUACGAGACCCUCCUCAAGCUCCUGGGUAGCACCUUGCCCGUCAGCCGCAAGUGCUUCUGCGGCCUGAGCCGCAGCUCCUCGGUGGUGUCCAGCCGCUCGGCAUCCAGCCCCGAAAUCCAGGAGAUGGCCUCCAGCCCGCUCAGCCCCCAGACAUCCAUCUGCCGGUCGGCGUCCAGCAUGAGCAUCAAUGAGAGCCGCGCCUCCAGCCCCGAGAUGACCUGGGUCCGGCAGGCCAUGAUCAAAUACUGGUACAACUGACAGUGCAAGCGACCUUUGAACUCUGACCCUUUCAGACUGAUAAGGUCAAGUUAUAAAUACGUAUAAAUAAACCAACAAAUCCUAAAAAAUCUUGCUCCUGUUGCUGUAAUAACUCGAGCUGCUUAACUCCUUUGGGCUGAGGUAAGCUCCAUAUGACUUGUAUAGGCAUGACCGAGGUCAACCAAACAUGACCUUUGUCAAAUAAAUUCUUAUUGCAUCAUGGGAGGCCUACUUAAAUAUGCGAAAAAUUUUGUAUAUACUAUUUCGAGUUUCCAGGUUUUUUUACACGUAGAUUUUUUCCUGAAAACUGCGGCCUGUGAUAAAAUGGGCUCUUCCCACAAUGCAACUCGACAAAGUUUGUCCAUACUUGUUCCUUUCUUGCACACGGAUUGGCUCUUGCAAAGGCAACUGUAAAGAUGUAGAUAUUGUGGCUGGAGUUGUAUGAUUGAAUAUUCAGUAGAUGUGAAUAUGCUGUAUAUGCGGAUCGCGGCUUUGUUUCGCAGGUUUUUAUAUGAAUUUAUUUUUUUGAAAGCAAAGUUAUUUUGGAAUUGUCGUCAGCUGUUAAUUCUUGUGCUGUUAAAAGGCUGUCAUGGGCUUGACUGAUUACUUUUGUGGGAAGAACAAGUUCAAGAGAAACUUGAAGCAACCUAUAAAUGUGGAAAACCGUUCCUAAGCAUCCAAGUUUUUUUUCGCAAUAUAGGAAGAGGAGUCACAAAUUGUUGGCAGUCAGAAACCAAUGUGUUACCACCUGUAGUGAAUACAUUGACCUUAAAGUGUUUUUGCAAGGUACAACUUUUUUCUUUCAUCUAAAAUUGCCAGAAACGUAUGUUUAGAAAGAUUUCUGAGCCGAUGAGCCUGGUCAAUGUUUGGUUACCUUCGAGCUACGGUACCUGUAUUAAUCUCCCCCUGUUUGGUCGACCUAGUUGUCGGCAGUGGCAUGUAAGUACAUUAUCUGCUAUGGAUUUGAACUUUACUGAUGAACAAGGCUUGGCUGAUUGCCAUGCUUCAUUGCUGCGCUUUUCUGAAGUUUUGCAGGCGAUGCUGCCUAUCGCCAGUAUACAGUCCCUUGUAUAAUUUUGUCUGAAAAGUAGGUCUUUCCCGGAAAUCUUUUCACUUGGAGGGGGAUGACAGUCGGCUAUUCCACUGUAUUCAGGCUGCAUCAAUAUACAUGUAUAGCAGUGUUGUGCGGAUGACUGUACAUUGGGCACGGCAAGCUGUAAUUUAACAAAAAUAUGUGGCAUUUUAAACCUUCUUUUCCUUGAUCAUUUCAAUUUUGUCUUCCAUCAAAUCUUAUGUAGAGUUAUGUUAUGUAAAUAGGACAAAAAAAUUAACCAAUCAUGUGUAAUAAUCUUCCUGAAUUCUAAGUCACCCAUCGAUAUUUUACAACGUGUAUUUGUACUUGCGUAUUGGUCAUGUUAGCUUGACCACUGGAUUGAACACAUAAGAAAAGGAGCGCUUGAGAAGAAGAGGUGGUCACUCAAGCAAGGUUAUUCUUUCUUUGAAGCCCUGUUUGGAUUGAUUCAAGGAGUGUUCACUCUACUCAUUAGUGUGUAUAAGCUUUACUUCCCAGUUACCUACUUCGCGUAAAAGUACAUCAUUUACCGAAGUGUCCCUUGCGAACAUAAAUUGGCCGAGCUAGAGGAUAUUAAAGAUUUUGCAAUUCUGCAAAUUGUUUUUUAAAUGCAGAAAGUACAGUGAAGAAAGGGACAGCCUUUUUGAACACCUUUGUUAGCGGUGUUUCAUUUGUUGACAGGGCAGUCCAUAGCCCAUAAUAAUGCUGCAUAGACCAACGUGAUGUUUGGCGUACACGCACAAAAGAGGCGAGAUCGAUUUAACUUCAGUCUGUUAUCUGAAAUAAGCAAAUGGCCGACAUCGGUUGCUAGGUUUUCUUUAAAUGAUACCCCUUGAACACCAGUGUCCUGUUUUUGUAAUUUCCUCUACGCAACUAACUACGUAUGCACGUUUUGUUGUCAUUAAUCAUAAACCUGACUUGGAGUUUUGGAACCGCUGCCUGUUCAGUGUCAUUCAUCACCCCAGCGACAAUAACCAAGGCCCUUCUGAAUUACUUAUAAGCUGCAUUUUGACAUAUAGCACGACAAAAUGGGAAGCGUUUCUGCCCCCCCAUUGACCCGUGCGUAAUCUCCAGCCGCAAUCACGUCAUUUGGACACGGCCUCGUCGGACAGUCCAAGCGCUGAACGGGGUUGCUCUAAACAUUACAAUAUCCAUCGCUUAUAUUCAGCGUGCACGAAUUAAUAACAUUACUAUCAUAUCAGUGUUAUUCCGUCGUACCAUUGAGGUAGGAAAAGUUGCUCAUUAACAAGGUUCUCUAGUGCAUGUACAUUCUCGAAGUAUUGGUAUACAGUGGUGUAAUCGAGACCAUCACAGGACACAAGACCACGCACAAGAUGCCAAGUAACAGGGCGGACAAUGACAAAGGACUGGUUUUCUUUGCAGUUCCUUUGAAAAGCUUGUGACUUGAAUUCCGACUGGAGGUCUGGUGUGGUCUUGUGAAGGUCUUGUGUGUCUCAACUGCAACACUGUUGGUAUAACGUUACCAAUAAAGCGUGACCCAUUGUUUCAUUUGGAUAAUUCGCUGAACUGACACUAGUGUCCUGUUCAUUCUCAUGUCACGAUGUUUUGUUCCCACUUAUUCCUCCAUAGUUUUCAGCAGUGUUCCUGUCACUUCGCAUUAACUUUGAGUGCGCUAGGUAACAAAAACAACACUGGCUCGAUAGCAAGGUGCAAUUCGUUCCUGAAGAAAGUCAACAUUGUACCAAACUCAACCCACUGAUCUGAAGUUUGUCUAUUUCGAAGGGGCAACGACCACGUUGGCCCUAUCCUUCGUGGGUCGUGCUCUUCGGGUAUUUACCAGUAUAAAGUUAAGUGUGUCUACGUCUGUUGAUAUAAUGUAUAUAAGGUGUGGUAUAUUCUAAGUACACACAAACUGGUUUGUUAUUUUUAUAUUAGUUUGGGGAGGUUUCCGUGCCAUCAACUUUAGAGUCCAUGGUUUGCUUCAGGUCAGCUGCUAAUACAUAUUUAUAGGCUAUAUUACAUAUGCAGCCAUUUAAUUAGAGACCACUGAUUUAUGUAGAACAGUUGUUCCUUUUUUGCUGAGGAACACUGUCGCCUGUGCCAAAUUCUGUACAGAGCUCUCUGAUUAUUGUUUUGACUACGGGGUUACGAUGUGCUUGGCCGGUAUUAAUUUGUCCAAGACCGGAUCUGGAAUAUGGCCGCUGACAUUAAUGCCGCAGCUGAAGGUGAGGGACUUUAUCAGCCUCCAUUCUCCUGAGCCUGGCACAUUUUUUAUUCCCGUUCAUAAAUACGGUACCUUUUCGGGUCACAAAGGCAAAACACUGGCUUUGCAGGUCCUGUAAUGGGUUGGGGCUUAACCCUAACCUUCCUCAAUCCUCCAACAGGUGAAGGAUUGAGGAGGGUUAGGGUUAAUGAAUCCGCCUUUUAACGGCUGAUUCCUGAUGGUCGCUUAGCUGCCCCCCCACCCCCACUUUGAAAAUCGUUCUGCUGCCGUACGUCGAGGUGAAACAAGUUUUAAAAUUAUAAAAUACGGACAAAGUUGUUCAACAAUUGAAACUCAUUUUUUUUCUAACGCCCUCUAGCCAUGUUACGUUCCUCUUGCGAGUAGUCGUAAACAACCUUCUAAUUAUGGUGGAUGGACUCACACAUGGCACGUACUACUGCGUGAGCUGGCGUACAGCCAACCGGUGUGUUAUCGAUAGAGAAUAAUUACCUAGUACAAUGACCUCUAACACGCGAGGGCUUUCGACUAUUAGGAAUGACUAAACUGUCAUCGGUAUAUUUAUGCAUUUAGACUUAAAUGUAAACCUCCUGGACGUUUGUUUCUUGGAGGAAACACAUUUGGUAACGAGGUGUGACCAUGUCUUUUGAUCCACUUGAUCUUAAUUUCUGCGCCAUUUCACAGGUGAAUUGAAGAUGUCAGCUUCGUAAUUGUUCUUGUCACUCAGUAACUUCUUUAUCAAAGCCAACAUCUUAACGACCGUGCGAAUGUAUCAAGUUAUUUAUCCAGACCUGCUUCUCCAAAAAAAAAAAUGCAUUGCAUGGCCUGAAAGUGUACUAAUCUUCCGCCUUUUUCAAGCAAAAUAAUGAGCUGUGGUACAAACGCGAAUCCUUGAAGUAAUAAUUUGAAUGACGUAUACAUGUAUUGUCCCAGAGAUUUGCCGACAGACAAAACAAUUCCUGAAUGGCAUCAAGUAUUCGGCCAUCUGCUUCUCAUGAUUUUGAACGGUACAAGUGAUUUAACUGAGUUUAACCAACGUGGAAUUUCCUAAAUAAAGAUCACUCACUGGUUUGAUGCUA